AUAGUGCUACUACUAACUUUCCACCAAACCACAGUACCAACCAAUUCCAAUUCUCUCACUACUCAUGGAUUCCGACUACGGCAUUCCCCGGGAGCUCUCCGCCGUCCAGAAGCUCCGAUCUCAAUACCAGCCGGACCUUCCUCCUUGCCUCCAGGGAACUACUGUAAGAGUUGAAUUUGGGGACACAACCACAGCGGCAGACCCCACAGAUGCCAAUACCAUUAGCCGAUACUUUCCAAACACUUAUGGUCAGCCUUUGGCUCACUUUCUGAGGGCAACUGCAAAAGUUGCUGGUGCUCAGGUUAUUUCAGAGCAUCCGGCUAUGAGGGUUGGAAUUGUCUUUUGUGGGAGACAAUCUCCUGGAGGACACAAUGUCAUCUGGGGACUUCUCAAGGCUCUCAAAACUCAUAACCCCAACAGUACCUUACUUGGGUUUUUGGGUGGAUCUGAAGGUUUAUUUGCACAGAAAACUCUUGAGAUAACAGAUGAUGUUCUUGCCACCUACAAAAAUCAAGGUGGUUAUGAUUUGCUUGGACGGACAAAAGAUCAAAUUAGAACAAAGGAGCAAGUCAACGCUACGUUAACUGCAUGCAAUGCUUUGAAGUUGGCUGGCCUUGUCAUAAUUGGAGGGGUGACAUCAAACACUGAUGCUGCUCAGCUUGCAGAGACAUUCGCAGAAGCAAAAUGCCAGACAAAGGUGGUUGGAGUUCCUGUCACUAUGAACGGAGAUCUUAAAAACCAGUUUGUGGAAGCUAAUGUUGGUUUUGAUACAGUAUGCAAGGUCAAUUCCCAGCUCAUCAGCAAUAUGUGCACAGAUGCUCUUUCUGCUGAAAAGUAUUAUUAUUUCAUUCGACUCAUGGGCCGGAAAGCAUCACAUGUUGCCUUGGAGUGCACCCUUCAAUCUCAUCCAAACUUGGUAAUUCUUGGUGAGGAGGUGGCUGCAUCCAAGCUAACGCUUUUUGACAUUGCAACUCGAAUCUGUGAUGCCGUCCAAGACCGUGCCGCACAAGACAAGAAUCAUGGUGUCAUCCUAUUACCAGAAGGACUUAUAGAAAGCAUUCCUGAAGUGUAUGCCCUCCUGAAGGAAAUUCAUGGUUUGUAUAGGCAAGGAGUUUCUGCUGAUAAGAUUUUGUCUCAACUCUCACCAUGGGCAUCUGCUUUGUUUGAAUUUUUGCCACAUUUUAUCAAGAAACAGCUGCUUCUUUUGCCUGAAUCAGAUGACUCUGCACAGUUAUCUCAGAUUGAGACAGAGAAACUUCUUGCACAUCUUGUGGAGGUGGAGAUGAACAAGCGCCAAAAAGAAGGCACAUACAAGGGGAAGAAGUUCAAUGCUAUCUGCCACUUUUUCGGUUAUCAGGCUCGGGGGUCUUUACCAUCAAAGUUCGAUUGUGACUAUGCCUAUGUUCUUGGGCACAUCUGCUACCACAUGCUUGCAGCUGGUUUGAAUGGUUACAUGGCAACUGUAACUAAUCUGAAAAAUCCUUUGAACAAGUGGCGUUGUGGUGCUACUCCAUUUACGGCCAUGAUGUCCGUAAAGCGCUGGUCUCAAAAUCCUGGGUCUGCUGCAUCUAUUGGAAAACCUGGCAUAUUUCCUGCUACCGUAGAUUUGAAAGGCAAAGCAUACGAGCUAUUGAGGCAAAACGCUACAAAAUUCCUGCUGGAUGAUAUCUACAGAAAUCCAGGGCCUCUCCAAUUUGAAGGUCCUGGUGCCGAUUCCAAGGCUGUAACACUCUGCGUUGAAGACCAGGAUUACAUGGGGCGCAUCAAGAAAUUGCAGGAAUAUCUUGACCAGAUUCGAACCAUUGUGAAGCCUGGAUGCUCACAGGAGGUUCUGAAAGCAGCAUUGAGCGUCAUGGGCUCCGUAUCAGAAGUCCUAACCGUUAUGUCUUCAUCUUCAUUGAAUGCCCCGUCAUCUCUUUAAGAGCAUUUUUCUUGUUCUUCGAUCAAGCUGCUGUACAGGGAGAGUGCUAAAUGUUUCACAUCUCCCAUGUCUCAUAUGAGGAACUAUAGGUUUGGAAGUGUCAAAUUAUGGCAAUAAUUAGAUUUGGAAUUUUUCCCCUUUUGAUUUAACACUGUUAAAAAUAAUCGAGUUAUAUUAAAUUUUGGCACAGAUGAAACGAUUUUUGUGAUAAUAAGGUGAUAUGGUCUUUUUCUUCUCUGGUCUUUUUCUUCUU
This is a messenger RNA of Fragaria vesca subsp. vesca, 2174 nucleotides long. RefSeq names its product pyrophosphate--fructose 6-phosphate 1-phosphotransferase subunit alpha-like. The record is from RefSeq and is a predicted model, not a curated record. Bases 65 to 1921 code for a protein of 618 amino acids. Gene Ontology annotation, cellular component: cytosol. The transcript has 19 exons. Gene Ontology annotation, biological process: glycolytic process; photosynthesis; response to glucose. NCBI's taxonomy places the organism in Eukaryota, Viridiplantae, Streptophyta, Magnoliopsida, Rosales, Rosaceae. Gene Ontology annotation, molecular function: 6-phosphofructokinase activity; ATP binding; diphosphate-fructose-6-phosphate 1-phosphotransferase activity.